UUAUCAGCAAGAUCCGGGGUCGUCACGUCGCGACGGUAGAUGGAAUAAAUUAUAACGAUUGGUUGCACUCCGCUCAGAGCUGCCUUGUUCGUGAUUUCGGAAAGGCCCAUGAUGUCCAUCAACUCUACCACCAUGGAAGACAUCGCAGUAAAGAACGACGCCAGAAGCCCAGCAACAACAUAUUUAAUUGCUCAAGGUGGCCAUUAUUAUCCCCUCUACAACAACAAUGAUACCACGGGCAAUUAUCAGGCACAAGUCCAAGCAAGACCUUGCUGCCACGGAGGCUUAGAGCGAGCGCCACAAUCCGCAAAGUAUGAUGAAAUGGACUUGUACUCCCUCAAACCAAAUGUCAAGGUUGAUUUUGAAGAAACCUUUCAGGAGCCUCUUGGUUCAGAAAGUAUCAGCGUGGUGUUUAACUACAACAAAGCCAUCUUUAAUUGGACUUCGAGGGGAUUUUACAUCUUCCUGUCGGCCCUACUUGGCCCCAUCCUUGGCAUAGCUUGGGGACUUGUCUUCGCUAGCAUGAACUUCUUGCUUGUCUGGGUGGUCAAUCCUACCCUUAAGGUCAUCCUACAGGCUUGUAGGAUCGUGGAGAUGCUCUCAAGGGGCGUGGUCCGAUCUUCUUUGGAUCCCAUCUUCCAGUCCUUCGGUCAGAUGUUCACCUAUCUCAGAGGAAACUUUUCGUUGACUGUCCCGGGCUUGGAUAGAUUGAGGAUGAAGUGUGACCAAAUGAGAGUGGCAACCACGUCGUCCGAUUCUAACGUUUGAAUUGGCGUCAUCUAAAAUACUACUCAAUCUCCCUACAAUAAUUUAUAGAGCAUCUGAAUCAGGGUUUUAGUCCUUCCAUUGAAUCAACAAAUUACAAUAUAGCCCUACAUAACAGAAAUAGAACAUUUGAACAUUUACUUAUAUCCCAAACUCAAAUUUUUGUUUGUAUACUAGUCGUCUAAAGACUACUCAAUUCCCCUACAACUUAGAAAGUCUGAAUGAGUUUUACUCUUUUUAUUUAAUUAACAAAUCAAAAUAUAUUGUGCAGUUAGAAAAUAUUGGAUAUUGAUUAUUAUAUUAUUAUCCGAAACUAUUUUUUUGUUUUUAUGAGUCUUUCGUUUGUGUAAUCUAUGUCAUAAUUCCACCCAGGAGUGCCCCAAAUUAAGGAAAUCUGACCAAAAUUUUCUUUCAUGACAGAAUUAGACAAAAAUCGCGUCGUUUCUCUGUUUCUGUUAACUCCCGUAGGAACUCGGCAGGACAGCGCUCUGCUGGUAAACGCCAAAGAUGGUACGUCUAGGUUAAUCAGUCAUAGUGGCUGACCUUAUAGACGACAGAAAUUACUUUAUCUACUCGAAAUGAACUGUCAUUCAUUUCUUAUAUUCAUGCCAAAGUAUACCUGGGAAUGGGCAUGAUAUCUCUAAAUUAAGUUCAACGGUUUUCUUCAAAUGGGCAGGAUUACUUCUCGGAACAGGGCUUUUGUGGUCAACUUUUUAUCGGGUCAUUUUUCAGCAUAAAUCUUUGAAGGAUCUUCAAAACAACUUCAUUGGUUAGACGAUUUACAGAUUUUUGCAUAAAAAUUACUAUAUUUCUGAUUUUUUUCCUGGGUGUAAGCAAUUUUCUGUGUCCUCAUGUAUGAUCCGAUUCUCUAAUUAUAUCUGUGCUUAGAUAUCAUUAUGAAAGGUCUGUUAUAUGUUUAUACGCAAUUCAACAUCGGAUGUUGAAUUUAAAUCUUAAAAGUUUUUUGUAUUGAUGAAUUUCAAUAAAA
This is a messenger RNA of Lytechinus variegatus (green sea urchin), 1753 nucleotides long. RefSeq names its product caveolin-1-like. The transcript is spliced from 4 exons. Gene Ontology annotation, molecular function: molecular adaptor activity. The record is from RefSeq and is a predicted model, not a curated record. The coding region runs from base 109 to 768 and encodes 219 amino acids. Lineage: Eukaryota; Metazoa; Echinodermata; Echinoidea; Temnopleuroida; Toxopneustidae. Gene Ontology annotation, cellular component: caveola. Gene Ontology annotation, biological process: caveola assembly.